Molecule: messenger RNA, 1050 nt
Organism: Lacerta agilis (Sand lizard)
Lineage: Eukaryota; Metazoa; Chordata; Lepidosauria; Squamata; Lacertidae
Gene: CLDN20
Product: claudin 20
Exons: 2
Coding region: 170-832 (220 amino acids)
Biological process (GO): cell adhesion; bicellular tight junction assembly
Cellular component (GO): plasma membrane; bicellular tight junction
Molecular function (GO): structural molecule activity
Source: RefSeq, a predicted model, not a curated record
AUGAAGAGACCUUUACAUUCAAGAGAAGUUGUUUCUACGACUUACACUGCCGAGAAAGCAUCCUGAAUCUCCCAUUUAGCACUAUAGCUGUGGCUGGGGAGCCAUCAGGCAUACAAAGGUUUACAACAGGAGAGGAACAGGCAGACAAAAGGUGACAGCACAUCUCAUCAUGGCAUCAGCAGCUCUACAGUUCUUUGCUUUCAUUCUAGCCUUGUUUGGUGUUUUCGGUGCAAUUACAGCCACCUUGUUGCCCAACUGGAAGGUGAAUGCAGAUGUAGGUUCAAACAUCAUCACAGCCAUAACUCAGAUGCAAGGACUCUGGAUGGACUGCACAUGGUACAGCACCGGGAUGUUUAGCUGCACGUUGAAAUAUUCAAUCCUCUCCCUCCCUGUUUACAUCCAGGCAGCACGGACCACCAUGGUGUUGUCUUGCAUCCUCUCCACUUUUGGAAUCUGCAUCGCCACUGUGGGGAUGAAGUGCACUCGGCUGGGAGGAGACCAGGACACCAAAAGCCACACUACAUUUGCAGGAGGUGUCUUCUUCAUCCUUGCAGGUAUAUUCGGCUUGAUACCAACAGCCUGGUACACGAGAGAAAUCAUUUCAAAUUUUCUGGACCCAACAGUCCCAGAAAGCAGUAAGCAUGAACCAGGAGGAGCAGUUUACAUUGGAUUCAUUUCAGCAGGACUUCUGCUCACUGCAGGUGCCAUCUUUGGCACUUCCUGUUUUACAAAGCAACAAAGAGCAUGGAUUUAUCCCAAUAAAACGCAGCAACAGUUCCCAGCUGCCCAGCAAGAGAACAACACAGGCUACAACCUGAAGGAUUAUGUGUAAAUACAGUUGUCGGUCUGUCACUUAGGGCUCCUGCCCAGUUGGGGGGGGGAGUGUUUAUUGUAGUUCUGGGUUUUUAAAAAUAUCAAAGAAAGUUUUUUGUUCUUGAUGCAAGUGUCAUCAUUACACUCUGGUAUGGUACUGGGGGGAAAUUUAAAUCACUGCAACAACCAUUAAUUUAUGUUGAUAUUGCUUUGCAACUGAAUUGUAUUAGAAAAAAA